This is a messenger RNA of Entamoeba invadens IP1, 699 nucleotides long. RefSeq lists its product as hypothetical. The transcript has a single exon. Lineage: Eukaryota; Evosea; Mastigamoebida; Endamoebidae. Gene Ontology annotation, cellular component: membrane. The record is from RefSeq and is a predicted model, not a curated record. The coding region runs from base 1 to 699 and encodes 232 amino acids.
AUGUUUGAAUGGGUACUCUUCUUUUUCAUUCUCAUUGAUGUUGUGGUAUGUUGGACGUCGUACCUUAAGAAGUUAGAUUCUGUAAAGUUAGUGAGUAAACCACUUUUUUGUUUACUCUUAAUUGCUUUUGUUUUACUCAGUGUCGAGCCUAAGCCAUACGUUCUUUUCUUUUGUGCCGGGCUUUUCAGUUCUUUUAUUGGUGAUUUGUUUUUGAUCAAAGAAGGGUUGGAAUGGUUUGCAUGUGGUCUUGUGUCCUUUUUAGUUAGCCACAUCUGCAACAUCAUCGGGUAUUCCCAAACUCUUCAAAUAGGUAUUUUUAUACCUUCCUUAUUUGUCCUCUUAAUUGGGACAAUCACAUCUGUUCCUUUAAUGCAAGGUUCAAAGUCCAAGACACAAAAAUUGUUUACGCUUCCCGUUCAUGUCUAUUCAUGUGGUUUAACCGGAGGAUCAUUUUUUGCGUUGUCGACACUGAGCAGUACAGUUGGUGUAAAUUGGAAUGGAGUAUCUUCUGUGAUGACUGCUGUCGGGUAUUUGUUUUUUGAUAUUAGUGACGCGGUCUUAGCUUACAACGUCUUUGUCAAAAAGUCGAACCUUACUGCUAUUAUUAUAAUAACGACAUACCACAUCGCUCAGCUUCUAUUAAUGGGUGGGUUAGUAUAUAACGAGAAGUACAACGAAUUACUUCCCAUUUUAAUAUAA